AUGGAAGUAAGCUCAUUAUGUGAACCAAUCCUUACCCACAGAGAUCCCAUUAAAAUAGAAGAAAAGUCUCCAAGACAUGAAACUGAAGAUAUAAUUAACUCUUUCUCUCAACUAGAAAGUUCCCUAGGCAUAGAAGAAUUCAAUGAUAAUGGUCUUCGAAAAUCACUUAUGCCUGAAUCAGAUCCAUUAAGUACAGAAACAUAUGCUGCAGUAGCCCACAUGGAUAAUGUCCAUAAAAUGGAGUCUAUGGAAACCACUACUUACAGUUUUGAAAUGCAAACUGUCAAAAGAGUAUUUAUUUGUGAAUUUUGUGAACGUGUUUUUGUGGAAGAUUCUAUUCUUAAUAAACAUCGAGAAAAGCAUUCAUCAGAAAAACCUUAUGAGUGUAAAUUAUGCCUCAACACCUUUGUCACUGAAGAAGAACUUGACAACCACAAGCAUUCUCAUAGAAAUGAUAAUAAAGCGUUUGAAUAUUCUGUAGAUUUCACUUUACCGAAGACAUAUUUGUGUGAAUACUGUGAAAGAUGUUUUCUAAAUCAAAUUAAAUAUUCAGAACACUUGAGUAUUCAUUUUGGCCCUGAACCAUAUAAGUGCAAGCAUUGUCCUGUUAUCAAAUUUCCGUCUCUUCAUGAGGCAAUAGAACAUCGAGAAAGACAUGAAGAAAUAUUACCUGAAACAGAGGAGUUUGAUUUCUUUCGUCCUUAUGAUUGUCAUUACUGUAGUAAAACCUUUGCUAUAGAAGAUGCCUUAAUAAAGCAUAUAAGAAUGCAUACAGGAGAAAAACCUUUCAUUUGUGAUCAGUGUGGUAAAGGUUUUUCACAAAGCUCUGGUUUAUACACUCAUCAAAAGGUUCAUUCUACAGAAAGACCAUAUUCUUGUUCAGUUUGCCCAAGAACAUUUAAAAUCAAAGGAGACCGUGAUGUCCAUGUCAGAAAACAUUCAGGCGAUCGUCCAUAUAAAUGUGAAUAUUGUGGAAAAGCUUUCAUGACUCAGCAUGUUUAUAGCCAACAUAAGAAAAUUCACACAGGAGAAAGACCUUAUAAAUGUGAUGUUUGUGGGAUAGCGUUUCGAAGAUCUCAUGUUUUAACAGUUCACAAAAGAAUUCAUACUGGAGAAAAACCAAAUAUUUGUCAGAUAUGUGGGAAAUGUUAUCGGCAGAAAGGAGACAUGUUGAAGCAUUGCAGGGUUCAACAUGGAAUUUUUAAUACCAAAAAAAUGGUUAAUUCAGGACGAACAAGACAUCCUGUUAUACAUGUCUCUUGGAAUGAUGCUACUGCAUAUUGUAAUUGGGCUGGAAAACGGCUUCCCACUGAAGCUGAAUGGGAAGUUGCUUGUAGAGGAGGACUUAAGGGGAGGUUGUACCCUUGGGGAAAUGCCCUCACCCCAAAUAACAAAACAAGAAUGAAUAUAUGGCAAGGAGAAUUCCCAUUGAACAAUACCAAAGAAGAUGGUUAUUUGUCUACUUCACCUGUGGAUGAAUAUUCUCCAAAUAAUUAUGGCUUGUAUAAUAUGGUUGGGAAUGUUUGGGAGUGGGUUGCAGACUGGUGGGAUGUUAAACAUAUUCCAGGAAGUCUGACUGGUCCUGAAAAAGGUACUGAUAAAGUGAAAAAGGGUGGCUCAUACAUGUGUCAUAAAACUUACUGUUAUCGACACAGAUGUGCAGCUCGUGGUCAGAAUACUCCUGAUAGUAGUGCUGGGAAUCUAGGAUUUAGAUGUGCCCGUAACGCAGAUUAAAAGCAACAUUCACACAAAUUUUAUAUUCUAGUUUAUUUAUUCAUAUUGAAAUUCGGUUUAUUCAAAUUGAAUUGGUAGGAAGAUUAUAUUUGAACUUAUGGACCCUAAAGCAUCACUUACUUUAUUUAUAAUUAUGUCACAUUAAAUGUCAAUUUUCAAGGAUAAAAUUAAUAAAACGUGAAUACUAUAUAAUAUGAUAAUUUUAAAAAUAGUCCGAACUCCAUUCUUGUUCUUUUUUGUAAUAGUAUUUGUCCAUGUUGUUCCAAAAUUCAAGUUUUUCUCUGAUAACCAAUUAGACAUUUAAUAAUAAAUUCAUCAUAGGCAUAGAUAUUCAUCUAUAUAUUAUUAAUGAAAACUGACAUUUCAUUUUAUGUAUCUAGGUAUAUUAAAAAUGAAUCAUACUCGUAGAUUAUAAAUAAUAGGAAAACAUAUUACCUUACAGUGUCAAAAAUCCCACCAUUGAAAUUAGUAAAAACUUAUUAACAUUACUUGGAGUUGGGUUGUAUACUUAUUGUAAUGUUUAUUUUGUUUUUCCAUGAUAAUUUAACAUUCCAUUUAGUUCCUAUUUUAACUUAUGUUGGACAAAGGGUAUAUUUGUUAAUGUUUUAAUAUAUUAGGUUAUUAUUAUUUUAUAUAUAUAUUUUUUUAUUUUCUUGGUUCAAAGUAUUAUUAGGUUAUUAAUUAAAUAAAUGAGUAAUAUUCUCUUGUUAGUAUGUAAUCUUUAAUAUAUAUAUUGUGAAAAUUCAUGUGAUCCUAGAUCCUAGGGUGCUAGAAGCAAUUGUUUCUACCCAAGUAUCUAUGCGCAAAUCAGAAAUAAGUCGGGAAUUUAGGGAGACCAGAAAUUACAUUGUGGACUCAUCAUUUUUUAUAUUUUGAGUGUUAUUUUUCUAUUUACAUAUUUUGUUAAUAUUACACAUUAACAGUCUAUUAUCGCCUACUUGUAGAGCUAUAAAUAAUUUAAUGUUUAUCAUAUUUAUUGAAGUUCUGUGAAGUAUAGGUUAGCUUCUUAUUCUUAUAUGAGAAUAAUCAAUAUUAUUCUUUAAAUCAAUUAUGACACAUUAUGUCAGACUGGCCUGGAAUACUUUUUUUUUAUGGUUAGGCGUUGUACAAAAUUAAUUGUGAAAAUUCAGGAAGUUUACUUCAAUCAAUACUUCCUAGUCAAUUAUUUUCCUAUGCAGGAAUUUUAUUGACAUGUAAACAAUCAGUCUGUCUGAUUUUAAAGUAAUACUGCAUUAUUUUCCAGAAUUAAAAGCAGUGUGAAAUAUUGUUAUUUAUAUAUUACAUUAUCAGAGAUUGACCCAGUAUUUUUUUAACGAGAAGUGAAGAAUUCAGAUCUUGUAUCUAUUUUUAUUAUUAUUAUUAUUAUUAAUUUAUUUUUGAGGAAAUUUGGUAAACUUUAUGAAGUAUUAUAACUGUAAACUGUAUAUAGAACUGAUAAUUAGUAUGAAUUCUGUUCUGCUGUCAAUCUAUUUUCUUUAUUUUUUUUUCAUUAUAGGUAAUUUUAAUGGUUUAAUCAUAAAUUGGAAGAUAUUGAUGAUGUUUGAUUGUGAUGAUAUAAUAAGAUAAGUGUUGGUUGGAAUCAGUCAAGAUGAAAAUCAUAGUAAAUAAAAAAGUUUUCUUUUUUGUUACAUAAGCUAAUGUUUCAGCUAAAAUUUCUAAACCAUUUUUAGUGCUUGAUUGAACUGCUCUACAAAUAAUUAUCUUUAGCUAGUUAUUAUUCUUGUUCAUAGCAAUUUUGAAUUUUAUUUCAACCUAUUAUUUUUUACAUAGAAAUUUAUUUAUUUGUUUUUUUAUUUUGAUUGCUUAAAAGUUCACCAUAUAUAUGUUUAUGUAAUGUACUGACAGAAAAAAAGAAUUAAAUUAAAAAAUAUGAAAGCUGAAUUUUAAUAUGUAACAUUACUGCAAAUUAUCCUCAGUCAAUUUAUUUUAACAAGGUAAUUCAAAAAAUCAAUAUUUCAGCAUAUUUUAAUUUUCAUUUUUUUUUUUAUUAGUAUGUGAUUCUAAACAAGAAAUUGUGAUGUUGAAAGUGACAAUCCCAUUAAUUAUAAUUAAAGUUCUAUAUUAUUUUAAUGUUUUACUGGUGUGCCAUGGAUUUGGGAGAGUGGAUGAUAAAGGGUUCUAGGUAAAUGCAAAGGUUUAUUAUUGAAAAUAAUAUGACAAAAUUAUUAUUGAUUAUUUUAAGGAUGUAUUGUUAAAAAUAAUAAACCAAAAGUGCAGUUUUAACAGAUUGUCUGUAAUGCCUGUUUUCCCAACUAGGGUCAGUUCAUCGAGUAUUCUGAAUCCCUAUGUAUUCUUAAAGGUGACCUAUUGAUUUUCUAUUGCAAUUUAGUUUAUAAUGUUAAGUUAGUGUCUUAACAUUAUUAAUUUAAUUAACAUUAGUGACAAUAAUUAAUCAGUGUCUUUAUUAAUCCUAGUACCACCAUUUUUUGCUUUGUUAUAACAUAUUUAAAUUAUAUUUUUAUUAUUCUAUUUGCUAAUUGUAGUCCUUUUUGAUCUCAUUGUGUAUGUCUAAAUUUGUUACAAUAAUAAUUCAUGUACAUUUAAUUUAUCUUUUAAAUUAUCUAUAUUUGAAAAAUAAUGUUUGUUAUUACAUAUAUAUGUAUUAUAAAUUAAUCUUACUUUCUAUUUUUUAAAGUUUUCAUAUUGCCUUAUGGAAUUUAUUUUCAAAAUUGUAUUAGCAGCAUGGGUCAAUUACUGUGCCUACAAUUACAUUUUUGAGCUUGAAUUGUCUUCCAGAUUUAACAUGGUAUUUAGCCAUUUAACAAUUGUACUUAAUGUUGUACUUAUUUUCCUGUGAUAACUUCUUUAUUAUAGGCUGACAAUAUGGUUUUUAUAUCUAUUUUCUAUGUUUGGCAUUUAACUGUAAGCAGAUUAAUAAAGUUUUUUUAUGACUUAAGUUAAUU
Messenger RNA from Nezara viridula (southern green stink bug), 4637 nucleotides. Lineage: Eukaryota; Metazoa; Arthropoda; Insecta; Hemiptera; Pentatomidae. The record is from the annotation of a GenBank genome assembly.